This is a messenger RNA of Verticillium dahliae VdLs.17, 1839 nucleotides long. Its product is annotated as sulfite reductase flavoprotein alpha-component. The transcript has a single exon. Gene Ontology annotation, biological process: homocysteine metabolic process. The record is from RefSeq and is a predicted model, not a curated record. The coding region runs from base 1 to 1839 and encodes 612 amino acids. Gene Ontology annotation, molecular function: [methionine synthase] reductase (NADPH) activity; FMN binding; flavin adenine dinucleotide binding. Lineage: Eukaryota; Fungi; Ascomycota; Sordariomycetes; Glomerellales; Plectosphaerellaceae. Gene Ontology annotation, cellular component: cytosol.
AUGGCCGCGACGACAAAGGUCUCGGCCCUCGUUGCCGCUGCUACAGGAUGCAUCCCCGAGGAGCCCCGAACCCCCUCCAUUGCCCCCUCCUUGACCUUCUCCGAAGAGUCGGAAGACCAGGAGGAGCAGCUGCCGGUCGAGCCUCUGCGUCGCCGCCGUGCGUCUACGAGACUCAUUGCGCAGAACUCGGCUGAUAUCCAGCGCAUCACCGGCGAGUCUACCGCCCAAUUGAUCGAGCGGUGCUGCGGUGGCGGCUGUUGUAUGAAGGCCGGCGUGAAGAAGGCCGGCGUUGAGUACGAGUCCAUUCCCCUCCCCGACAACCACGCCUUCAGGUCUCUCGCUCUUAGGAUUGGCGAAUGCCCGACCCUCCUCACCAAGAUCACCGACCUGCCCGAACAGACAGUCUUCUUCGAGCCUCCGCGCCGCACCUCGCCCGCCCCCUCGACUGCCGAUUCGGCUGUUUCUGUCGGCGCCCAUGCCAGCCCAACGACCCCACCGGCUGACAAGGUGGCGAGUCUUUCUCUCGAGGACGUCAACACCAAGAUUCAACCGCCCAACUACGUCCAGCCCCACCCUCCUCACCACGUCUUUGCCGCCCGCAUCGACUCGGCCCGCGAGUUGACCAAGCCUGGUGCCGAGAAGCGUACCUACCACUUCGAUAUCGACAUCUCCUCGUACCCCGAGGAAGAUGGCACCGACUUCAAGGUCGGCGGCGCCAUUGGCGUCAUGGCCCCCAACGACCCCGCCAUGGUCGACGACGUCUUCGACGCCCUGAUGGUGCCUCGCUUCGUGCGCGACAAGCCUGUGCUCAUGAAGACGUCCAGAGGCCGAUGGCCUACUGUCUGGGGCGAGGACGAGCCCCGAGAGCUCCUGACCACCCGACGCGACCUGCUCACCUGGUGCUCCGACAUUCAGUCUUACCCUCCGACCAAGAAUCUCCUCCGCAUCCUUGCAGAGUACGCCGCCGACGAGAACGAGAAGAAGCUCCUGAUGUACCUCUGCGCCGCCGAAGGCCAGGGCGUCUUCUGCGACUUCCGCACCGGCCCUCACGUCUCUCUCUUUCAGCUGCUGAGCGCUUUCCCAAGCUCUCAUCCGCCUCUCGACCUACUUCUCUCCGUCCUACAGCCUCUGAUGCCGCGCUUCUACUCCUUGUCGAACGACCCUCACGACUCGUACAAGACUCGUGAUGGCAAGGUGCACCGUCUCGUCGAGAUUGCAGUCACGGUUCAUGAGUCCGCUGACUGGCUCCACGGCACCCGCACCGGCAUUGGCUCCGGCUUCUUUGAGCGUCAGGCCCAGAAGUUCCUUGCCGCUCAGAAGGCCGGCGAGAGCAGCCCCGAGUUCUAUGUCCCCAUGUUCAAGGGCCUCAUGGCCAACCCCCUUGCCAAGCAGUUCGUCUCGGAUGGUCCCAUGCUGCUUAUCGGUGCCGGCGUCGGCAUCGCCCCCUUCCGCGGCUUUGUCCAGCGUCGUCUGAAGACGGCCAACUGCGCCAACAAGGUCUGGGUUCUGCAGGGCAUUCGCGACUCGCUUGUCGACGAAAUCUACUCGGGCGAGUGGGGCGUGCACGAAGAUGAGGUGAAGCGCGUCAUCCAGAGCCGCACCGGCGAGGGCCGCUAUGUGCAGGAGGAGGUGCGUAACCAGGCCGAUCUCGUUUGGUACAUUGCCAAUGCCGUCGACGGUCGCGUCUUUGUCUGCGGGAGCAGCAAGGGCAUGGGUGAGGGCGUCGAGGAUGCCCUCGUCGACGUUGCCAUGUCCAAGGGCAACCUCGAGCGCGAGGAGGCCAGGAAAUACUGGGACCUCAAGAGAGAGGCCGGUCAGUAUAUCGCCGAGACUUGGUGA